UCCGCGAGCGAUGCCCAUGGCUGUUCCGUGCGCAUGAUGCCCAUGGCCGUCCUCGGGAUCGCUGUCCUGUCUCGUUCCCGCCAUCCCCAGCGAGGCGGUCGUGGACAGCGCUGUCGUUGCUCGUGGGCUGGCAUUCGCUCGCCAGCCAACCCCCGUCCAUGCAGCGGAGGGAUGGGACACCAAGCCCCAGCCGCCUCCCCCUCCCUCCCUCACAUCGUCACCCUUGGGCUCGUCUGUUGUUGCUCUUGCACUUUCGUCGUCUCGAGUCCAUCCCGUCGCCGACAUGAGAGUCCUGCUCGCCACCGUGCUUUCGCUCGUCGGAGCUGCCUGGGGCCUCGCUGUCCAGCAACAGCCCAUCAACCUGAUCAACGAACCCGCCGAUCUCUCUGCCUGGUCUGUCGUCAGCAGCCAGGAUCUUCCCGGCUAUUCCAUCCGCCUAAAGGAGUCGUCUCGACUGUGCGACCCGGACGUCAAGCAGAUCCACGGCUAUCUCGACAUCGAGAACCGCCACCUCUUCUUCUGGUUCUUCGAGUCUCGCUCCAGCCCUGCAACUGAUCCUGUUACCCUGUGGCUCAAUGGCGGACCUGGAUGCUCUUCGAUGCUGGGUCUCUUGAUGGAGCUUGGCCCCUGCCGAGUGGCUGAAGCCGGCAACACCACCGACAUCAACCCGCAUUCCUGGAACACCCAGUCCAACGUUCUGUUCCUGGACCAGCCUGCAGGUGUCGGACUCUCGUACUACGACAACGGCACCAAGAUCCCGCAUACCACCCCAACCGCCGCCGCCGACGUCCUGGCCUUCCUCAAGCUCUUCUUUGGCCAGUACGGCGAGUACUCGGAGCUGCCCUUCCACAUCUUUGGCGAGUCCUAUGGCGGACACUACGUCCCGGCCAUUGCCCAUGCCAUCUGGAAGGACAAUGCUGUCGCCGAGCGCAAGAUCCCCCUCACCAGUAUCGGCAUCGGAAAUGGACUGACGGACUCGGCCGUGCAAUUCGAACACUACCACACCUACGGAUGCAAGAACCCCAAAUACAAGAACGUGUUCUCGCAAAAGACAUGCGAUGAUCUGGCCCACAAAAUUCCCACCUGCAAGGAGCUCAUUGACACUUGCCAACAGUGGAGAACUCCAUUCACCUGUGUCCCCGCCUCGGUUUAUUGCAACGAAGCCGUCAUGAAGCCCUUCCAAGAAACCGGGCUGAACGUCUACGACAUCCGCCGAAAAUGCGAAUCCGGCUCGGACCUUUGCUAUCCGAUCAUCAACGAUGUCCAGGCCUACCUCAACACCCCUGAAGUGCGCGCCCAGCUCGGUGUCUCUGACCAGGCCGGCAAGUUCCAGACCUGCAGUAACAAUGUCGGACGACAGUUUUCCGUGACGGGUGAUUUAGAAAUCUCCUUUGGCCCACAGCUUGCUGAGCUGCUCGACAACGGUAUCAAGGCCCUGAUCUAUGUCGGUGACGCAGACUUUAUCUGCAACUGGAUGGGUGUCCGAGCCCUGACCUUGGCGCUCGAGUGGUCGGGAUCCAAGGGAUUCAACCGAGCCAAGGACCUUCACUGGCUGAGCAGCCAGACCGGAAAGCUUGUCGGAGACUUCCGCACCUACAAGACUCUGACCUACCUGCGCGUUAACAAUGCUGGUCAUAUGGUUCCCUAUGACCAGCCCAGCAACAGCUUGGAGAUGUUCAAUCUCUUCAUCUCGCCCGACUACGACAGCUUUGUUGCCUCGGCACUCGCUGGUGCUCAGUAGACCAGAUUGACAAGUUGGUUCCAAGCCCUCUUGGGGGUUGUGUCGAAAGUGGUGGUUCAGACCGAUGCCGUCGAUAAGAUACAGAUUUGCUGUUGUUUUGCAAAUGGGGGAGUAAACAGUCGUUGAUGGCAUCCAAA
Messenger RNA from Polychytrium aggregatum, 1878 nucleotides. RefSeq names its product Alpha/Beta hydrolase protein. The coding region runs from base 284 to 1741 and encodes 485 amino acids. NCBI's taxonomy places the organism in Eukaryota, Fungi, Chytridiomycota, Chytridiomycetes, Polychytriales. Gene Ontology annotation, cellular component: fungal-type vacuole. The transcript has 12 exons. Gene Ontology annotation, molecular function: serine-type carboxypeptidase activity. Gene Ontology annotation, biological process: proteolysis. The record is from RefSeq and is a predicted model, not a curated record.